Molecule: messenger RNA, 2680 nt
Organism: Hyposmocoma kahamanoa
Lineage: Eukaryota; Metazoa; Arthropoda; Insecta; Lepidoptera; Cosmopterigidae
Exons: 2
Coding region: 317-2650 (777 amino acids)
Source: RefSeq, a predicted model, not a curated record
UGGAGUAAGGACAAUAUCCAAAUGUUGUAUCCCAUAUUUGAAACCGACGGUAUGGAUCGAGAUAUCAGAAGACCAACUUCCAGAAAACUUGAGAACAGAUGAUAACGAACCAAAGGUUAUUGAAUUCUGCAAAAUAAUAAAAGAACGUGAAACAGACAACUUGAUCAUACUCAAAGAACAGUUGCUCAACAACAAUGGUCCACCCGAUUCAAGUUUGCCCCCAACAGCAUACAGUUGUAUUUUCUGGAAUGAAAUCGAUUUAAGCCCUCAAGGUUCUGAAAACGUAAUAAAAGAACAUUACACUGUACUAAACACGAUGGAUCCAAACAGCGAAGACUUAAGCAUAGAAUCUUGUGAAAAAAUACAUAAACAAUUAUCUCAAAAACAUGAUAAGUGCUGUGUAGAUGCACAGGUAGCUUGUGCUAUGUCGCAAGAGUUUUUAGAAUUGCUAAAACACGUUAUAGAACAGAAUCCAAAUAGCGAAACUCAAUGUAAACCACGAAAUUUUGAUACGGAGGUCGAUACUCAAACUACCAGUUAUCAUACCUACAAAUAUGUACAAGAUUUUGGAAGAGUAAUAGAAGCUUAUCCUAUGUCUUUUGAAUGGUUUUCGAAGAAAACAGAUGGAAACGAAAAGCCCCCAAACCACAACAACGAUACUACAAAAGACACUUUAUUAGAAAAUAGAAGCAAUGAAAACGUUCCGUUAGGCUCUUCACAUUCAACAACUGUUAAAAAUGUAUGCAACAUUAAAAUACCAGCGAGUGCAAUUCCUUGUUUGCCACUUUGUCCACCACCACCUUGCCCACUACCGCCUCCUUGUCCACCACAAUCUUGCGAUCCGAAUACCUUAAAAAUUAAAUGUUCUUCAGGAGGCAUCAAUUUCAAAUUACAAUGCAAAAAAGUUCCAAUAGACUGCCAAAACACAGAUAUCAGAUAUGAAUGCGAGCUAAUAGACGAAGGAAAGUGUUUAGAUAGCAAAAUUUUGGAAUCUUGCGAUUUAAAAUGUGAACAAAUAAUAGCUGCACAUAAUAGUCAGUUGUUUGUCGAGACCUUAGAAGACGUCAAUGAUCCUAUAAAAGCAGAAGAAGUAGAUAAUCAAAAGGAUGAUAAAAAACCGCAACAAAAAGUAACUACUAUGAUAUGUUCGAAAGAUGGUGUCGAUUUUAAUAUGAAAUGUAAAAUGACGACACCAGAUCCAGAUUUUCCGGCUGAUAUACGAUUUAUAUGUGAGGUUGACACUGAAGGCGGCAAACAGACAGUGACCCCGAACGAAAUCUUGAGUACCUCUAUUAGAUGCAGACAAGUAUUUAAUGUAAUAGACGAUUCAGCGACGGGCGAUGAGAAUGCUAAUGUAAAUCUUAGAAACGAAAACGAGACGAACACAAAUGAAAAUUCUAGUCAAUGUUUGGAAGACAAGAGAAGUGAACACAAAACUAAAGACACUAAAGAGAAUGAAACAUACACAUCUCGUUCCAAACCUAAGAUAGACAGAGAAGAACAUGAGUGUGAUAAGAGUGAUUUAUAUGACUCGGCAAAUUUUGUUAGGCCAAACAAAAAUACCGAACCUGAGCGUUCUACGGUUUUAGAAAACCAUGGCAAGACUGUGAAUAUACUCAGAGCAGCAACUACUGACAUAUUAUGUACAAUAAGUAAUGCAACAAGCGAACUUUGCGAAAAUAGUGCGACUAAAAUUCUAAUAAAGGAUUGUACAAAAGAGGAUAAAUUAGAAUGUGUUGAUGCAGUAAAAAAAUCAUGUGAAAAACUAAUUGAAACCGUUUGUCAAGGUACACAAGAACUAAAAAAAUUAAGCAUAGAAACACUGGAUAAUUUGGCUAACCAAAGUAAAAAGUACAUUUGUUUUGAAAAAGAAUGUGGAAGUGAUGAAUUUUCAGAUCCAAAGUUACAUAAAAUAAGAAGGCAGUCAUCUAACCACUACAUGAUAUUAAUAAAUAAAUCCGCCAAGAAUAUUAACAACGACAUGACAAUCAAAAAUAUAAGAAAUGAAACAUCACAGCAGAGAGAUGAACUUCAAAAAAAUAAAACAUCAUCGGUGAAGUUAACUAACGAAAUCAAAAAAUGGCCACAGGAUGAAAUUGAAAAAACUAUUGUCACUGUAAAGAAAUCUUGUGAGGGUCUGUAUGAUAAAAUGUGUAAGACUACACAACAAUUGGGUGCCAAUACAUCAAAGGCGUUUAAUGAAGUUUCUAGCAAGAGCAUGAAAUGGUUUGAUAGCCCUGGUAGUAAUGAACCGAGCACAGGUACGAAAAAUGUUAAAAAAGUGUUGAGCGGAUUGUCGAUUUUCCAUAGUGAAGAAGAAACAGAAACAACACAAUUAGAAGACAAUCUACCUUCUCGAGCGAAAUGGACAGAUUCCAUACACUUUGCUUUAACUUCACUGGGUGAUACGCUUAAAGAAAUAAAGCCAGAUUGUUCAGAAAAAAGUUCUCCAUAUGACAAACCUUCGCCGCCUCGACAAAUGAAAUAUGAUAUUGAGACUGAAGAAUCUACUCCUAUAAGCAAUAUGUUUGCUGCGUUGAAAGAGAAAAUAUGCAGUAUGUUUUAUGACCAAAAUGAAUCUGAAAGCACUGGCACGAGCUCCAGUUACUCUGAUGAUUCGGAUUUAAGUGAUGAGCAACCGAACGAUUAGGUCUUCUUUGCUAAAAUAAAUAGGUGUAUA